Esox lucius (northern pike) is the source of this 2854-nucleotide messenger RNA. It is a transcript of the gene prlra, whose product is annotated as prolactin receptor a. The transcript is spliced from 10 exons. Gene Ontology annotation, molecular function: cytokine binding; cytokine receptor activity. Lineage: Eukaryota; Metazoa; Chordata; Actinopteri; Esociformes; Esocidae. The record is from RefSeq and is a predicted model, not a curated record. Gene Ontology annotation, cellular component: membrane; external side of plasma membrane; signaling receptor complex. Bases 311 to 2218 code for a protein of 635 amino acids. Gene Ontology annotation, biological process: cytokine-mediated signaling pathway.
UGUGGGAGGGAACGAUGUCAACACCGAUGCAAGUCAAUCCCUCCCUCCUCUUUCUCCUCAGGACUGGUUAAACAGGAGAUGCUGAAAGCUCCUUAGUGUCGAGUUCAUUUUAGAUUUCCGUGGCUGUGUCUCAGCUCUGUGUUGUCGACAAUUAUCCCAUUACACAACAACCCAUAUCUACGAACUUUCCGUUGACGCGCGGUCUCAUGGGAGUUAAGUUCCUCUGGACUGCUGAAAUAAUUAAAGGAAUUGACGGAACUCGCCGGAUGCGAUUGAGAAUUCCCCCUGACUUGCAAGGCGGCGAGGAGGCAUGAUGUGGAGAGACACUGGACUCACACUGAUACUGUCACUAAUCCUGUCUGUGGUCGCUAAGGGAGCACGACAAACCCCCCCAGGAAAGCCAAAGGUGACCAGCUGUAGAUCCCCAGAAAAGGAGACAUUCACCUGCUGGUGGGAAGUAGGCUCCGACGGGGGGCUACCCACCACCUAUUCACUUUUCUACCGCAAAGAGAACUCUGAAACGCUUUAUGAGUGUCCAGACUACAAAACAGCCGGGAACAACACUUGUUUCUUCAACAAGAAUGACACAUCCAUCUGGGUCAACUAUAACAUCACUGUGGUGGCCACUAAUGCCCUGGGCAGCAACACCUCUGAUCCUUUUGAUGUAGAUGUGGCGUAUAUAGUCAAGCCGCACCCACCCGAAAAGUUAACAGUGGCAGUGUUGGAGGACAAAGAUUAUCCAUUCCUCAGGGUCUUGUGGGAACCGCCCCGUAAGGCUGAUACACGUUCUGGCUGGAUCACCCUUAUCUAUGAGAUCAGAGUAAAAUUGGAAGAUGCUGAGGAGUGGGAGAUAUCGAGACUCAUCAGACCAGGCAACAUUCUUCCAGUCUUCAACUGUCCAAUCUUGGUGCACCCGGCAGGCCAGCAGAAAAUGUUCAACAUCUUUAGCCUGCACUCUGGUGGCUUCUAUAUGGUCCAGGUCCGCUGCAAGCCAGACCACGGUUUUUGGAGCGAAUGGAGCACCACCCGCUCUGUCAAAGUCCCAGACUAUAUCCACCGGAAUCGGUCUGUGUGGCUCCUGAUGGCCAUCCUUUCAGCCUUCAUUUUUCUCAUCCUGACCUGGAUUAUCAACAUGAACAGAAACAGCUUAAAGCAAUGUCUACUACCUCCAGUUCCUGGACCGAAAAUAAAAGGAUUUGAUAAACAACUUCUGAAGAAUGGAAAGUCGGAAGAGGUCUUCAACGCUUUGGUCGUCAAUGGCUUUCCACCAAGGUCUACGGACUAUGAGGACCUGCUGGUUGAAUACCUGGAAGUGUACGUCAGUGAGGAACAGGAACUGGCGCUGGAUGGGAAGGACCUUCAAAGUAUUGGCUGCCUGAAGUCCAAGAGCCCCUCUGACAGCGACUCGGGCCGGGGAAGCUGCGACAGCCACACCCUGCUGAUGGAGAAGUGUGGAGUAAUGGAGCCCAAAGAGGAGUCGAGCUAUGAGGAGCCAGAGCUGCAGCAGGCCCAGGCGGGUAACUGGGUGUCGCUGGAUAGGGGAGAGAGCUGGGUGGACAGCCCCAAUACAUCAAAUGGACAGGUCAACACCAAGCCAUUGGUCUUCUCCAUGUUGAUACAUGGAUCCUCCAACAACCAGUACCAUACUAGUCCUGAGCUACCCAAGCAGCACACCGUCCCAGAUAAUGUUUUCCCCACUACCCCUUACCAUCCCAACCCAGAGUACAUGGAUUGCCCAGGAAAGUGCAACCAAUACCACCUCAGCCAGUCUCUGUCCGCUGGGGCCCACCAGCUCCAGAACCCCAAUGACUUCAACGUGCCCUGUUUGGAGGGGCAGAGUGAGGCCAUGGGACUCGGGCUACCACACUCUCGGUCCAUGGAGUACGUGGAGGUUCAGAAGGUAAACCAGGAGAACCAGCUCGUCCUGAAGCCUCUCUCUAGCCACAGUCACGGCCCUUUUCAGCCGCUGUUGGUCGAAGCCGGAGAGGACUAUAGUAAGGUCAAUGGGGUGAAUAAGGACAAUGUGCUUCUUCUUCAGAGGAAGAGGGUGAUGGCUGAGGCUAGCCAAUCCUGUGAUCAUCAGGUGAAGGAGGUGGAGUGUAAACAGCAGCAAGGGAAGACGGACACACACAGGUCUGUCACUACCCAGCUACAGGAAAGCAUGUGUCCGACCACUAGCGGUUAUGUUGACACUGCCUCUAUGAUGCUGACUUUCUAAACUCCUCCCCAUGGGUGUCUGAGAUAAGGUCUAAAGUGUGCUGGAACACGCUCUGGAUGUGUAGGGCUCAACAACUAGCUAUCCAACCGAAACAUACACUUUGUGAGGAGACUUUAUUGUCAGACUGGAAAUAAGCAAUAAUAAACAAGCAUACGUGGCUUGUCAAAGAACUAUGUUUUUACAAUGACUUGUUCAUGCAAGAACUUUUAGAGAACAGCUUCAUGCUUCAGACUCCACAGAUUGUUGAAUUUGUAUUUAUUUUUAAAUGUACAAUACUAUCAUAUUAAUACACUGAAUUAUAUAUUAUUUUGCAAAUAUUACUAACAUCAUUUAUGUUGUCUUUAUAUUUAAUGCAAAUGGCACCUUCUACUGAUUUCCAAAGGUACUACUGCACAUUAUUUCCUAAGCUGACUCUUGCAAUGUAUAAUUUUCUGUAUACCGACAGUAUGCGUAUGUAAACCUAAUGAAGAACCAACUGGGGAACCCUCUAAAUGAAAACUGUACUGUGACUUUUAUGAAUGUCAAUUUUUUGUCCAGAAAAUUCUGUACCAAAUGUCCACUUCUGAUUCAAGUUUGUGUAUAUAACGUUUUCUAUAAUUGAAAACAUUUUGUAUUAAAGGAAAAAAGUCGAACCAA